CGGGAUCUCACAACGCCUCGAUCCCCGUCUGAUAACACUCACACUUCCAUUUUCAACUCCAACGCGUUUUCAGACAUCUCUUCGGCUCUGUACCACCGCCAGCAUAUCUUCAACCGGGUUAAGAAGUACCUUGAACGAGCGAUCAGAAAAGUCAAAGGAAUAACACCACCACCCAACUCUAAGAUCAAGCUUUCUCGUCCUGAAAAGGCUAAAGGGCCCUCCUUGCAGUCACCAUUUAAUGACUUGCAUAACCAUCUUCGAGACUCGAAGACCAAUCUCCUGUUGGUGGCGGCAGUAACCAAUUUAGCAAUCGCGUAA
This is a messenger RNA of Bipolaris zeicola 26-R-13, 318 nucleotides long. RefSeq lists its product as uncharacterized. The record is from RefSeq and is a predicted model, not a curated record. Lineage: Eukaryota; Fungi; Ascomycota; Dothideomycetes; Pleosporales; Pleosporaceae. The transcript has a single exon. The annotation marks the transcript as partial.